This is a messenger RNA of Oncorhynchus keta (chum salmon), 2327 nucleotides long. Its product is annotated as IQ domain-containing protein E-like. Lineage: Eukaryota; Metazoa; Chordata; Actinopteri; Salmoniformes; Salmonidae. The transcript has 16 exons. The coding region runs from base 486 to 2327 and encodes 613 amino acids. The record is from RefSeq and is a predicted model, not a curated record.
CAGCAACGACGCUCAUAAACGAACAUCAAUGUAUUUCUGCUCCGCUACAAUUGUUGUGUUGUUUGUUGCUAGACUACUGAUGCCAGAGAAACAACAUCAGAGGAUUUAUGAUAGAAGACUAUUAAAUUAUAUUUCCAUUUCUGCAUCGUUUAUUCCCGAUUAACGGUGUAAUACCAGAGAUUGUACGAAAUCUAAAAUAAUCGCUUGGGGUAUCGCUAUAGCUGCGAGGCUAUUGUUGCUUUCGUGUCGUUUUGAGGACAGGCAUUUGAUUAUGUUUUGAUCUCAAAGGAAGAGGCGUUUAUUUUAUUUUAUAUCUCUACCAAAUGCUUGUUUUCCCCCGCAGCUAUAGCUAAGGCAAACGUGUCAACGUAGCGAAAUGAAGCACAGGAAAAUGACAAGAACACGCAAGGAGAGGUUCUCCAACUGUCCACUUUCUCCAAAGAGAGAUUAGUUUAUCAUUUUAUAAUCUGUAUCAAACUUCAACGAUGUCUCUCGUGGCCAGCGAUAUCCCGACGGACGAAGACCUAGAAGAUCUGGUUGAGGAUGGACUUUCUCUUGCUACCUACAUAUCAGACUCUGGAAAGAAAGCCAGGAAAAAGAAGCUGUCUGGUAAACCUCCCCCUUCUCCCAGGUCUCCGUAUCUCUCCAGUAUGGAUGUGAACCAGAGGAGAUCAGCGGUGUCAGCUUGGAGGCCCCUGAGAGGAACUCUGGGGGAGAGGGGGGAGGCCCUAGGGGGGAGAGGUGACACUCUGUUGGAGAGGGGUGAGGCAGCUCGUACCCCCAGAGAGAACUGUCUGGCUUCGCUAAGCAACGGGCACGGUCUGUCCCAGUCUCUGAGAGUUGACUUUGACACAACACACACCUCAGCCUGUCUCUCCUCUUCUCCCUGCACUCCAGAGUAUCUCCAACAGGUUCCCGGCAUUAAGAAACCCAAACACCUGCACUCCUCAUCCAAUGACUACAGAGAGAAGGAGGACAUGUACGAUGAGAUCAUCCACCUCAAGAAGAGUCUUCAUGCCCAGAAGUCCGAGAAGGACAGGAUGAAAGCCAAACUACGGCGUCUGGAGGAGGACAAAACUAAGAAAGACAAGCAAAUAGAACAGCUGUUGGAUCCCACCAAGGGACCGGAGUACACACUGAGUCUGGUGGACAAGAAACACCAGGGGAGCCUGGUUGUUAAUGGACUGAAACAGAGAAUCCUGAAGCUGGAACAGCAGUGUAGAGAGAAGGAGAACACUGUGACCAAACUGCAGAGUGAGCUGCAGACCACUAAUCUGGAGGAGUUGAAGAUCACAGUGGAGACCUACUUUGAGGAGAUUCAGAGACUGAGGAUGAUAUUGGAUGUAACAGAGAAAAGCAGUAGAACAGAGAGUAAAGGUUCUCAGAGGAAGCAGAAGGUUCUAAGCUCUACGGUUCUGCGUCUAUCAGAGAACCUUAAACAGCUACAGCAGGAGAACCAUACACUGAGAGAGGAACUCAACACAGACAGCCCAGCCAGUGGGCUGAAAGCCUACAAAGACUGGAGCCGACAGAGAGUGUUGAGGAGACUGGUGGAACUGGAGAGGAGGUUAGAGGAGGGGAGCAGAGCCCCGGCCAGGAGGAGUGGGGUGGACAGACUGGUCCAGACGGACCACCACCACCCCACACCCACGGAGACAGGGGUUGCUACGACGCCGGGGAUAACCACCAUAACAACGGAAGGGGGCGUUGCAGUGGUAAACACCCAACAGGAAGGGGAGGGGUUUGAACGUCUGAAGGGGUGUGUCAGACAACUGGAGCAGGAGAAGGCGGAGCUACAGGAGACGCUGACCGAUAGAGAACAGGAGCUGAGACGACUGAUGGCCGAAUCUUCUGUUUUCAGACGGGAGCUGAGACGACUGAUUGAGCCUGAAUCUUCUGUUUUCAGACAGGAGCUGAGACGACUGAUGGCCGAAUCUUCUGUUUUCAGACAGGAGCUGAGACGACUGAUGGCCGAAUCUUCUGUUUUCAGACGGGAGCUGAGACGACUGAUGGCCGAAUCUUCUGUUUUCAGACAGGAACUGGAGGUAGAGCAGCUGACCGUGAAGAUACAGUCUCUGGAGGAGGAGAAGAAGAGAUGGACUGAAGAAGAACAGAACCAGGAGAACCGGAAGGAGAACCCAGAAGGGAGGGAGGAGAAGAAGAGAUUGACUGAAGAAGAACAGAACCAGGAGAACCGGAAGGAGAACCCAGAAGGGAGGGAGGAGAAGGAAAGAGAGGAGAGGGAAGAACAGAACCAGGAGAAGGAAAGGGCAGCUAGGGUGAUCCAGAGAGAGUGGCUGGAGCACAGAGACAGGGUAACUAACUAA